This is a messenger RNA of Fraxinus pennsylvanica, 1317 nucleotides long. NCBI's taxonomy places the organism in Eukaryota, Viridiplantae, Streptophyta, Magnoliopsida, Lamiales, Oleaceae. The record is from the annotation of a GenBank genome assembly.
AUGGUGGUGAACGCCGAUCAGGACGGAGAAACGCCGCGGAGCCCAGAAGCGAAACUGGGUAUGCAGGUGGAGGAUUUGUGGGAUAUACAGGAGCCCCAGUUGAGUCCUACUGAGAAGCUUAAUGCUUGCUUUGAGAGUAUUCCUGUUUCUGCCUUCCCUCCUGCUCCUUCUAACCAAGUUACUGAGAUAAGCUCGGACUCGAGUUUGGCUGAAGCCGUGAAGUUACUGGCCCGGAAUAAAAUCCUCAGUGCACCUGUGGUGGAUUGCAAAGCGCCUGAAGAUGCAAGUUGGAUUGACAGAUACAUAGGCAUUGCAGAGUUUGCUGGCAUUGUUGUGUGGAUAUUGCAUCAGUCAGAAAAGAUGGAAGGUGGCGAUUUCUUCGAUUUGGCAAUGAAUAGCUCGGGAAAUGAUUUUGGUCCUGCUGUUGAAGCGGCAGCUAAUGGAAUGUCUUCACCGAGGUUUAAAAGUAUACACCCUGACUCUCCUACAACAACUUGUGGAAAAUUUUUCGAGUUGCUUACUUCUUCCAACCUCUAUAAGGACACAAAGGUUGGGGAUAUCUCGGGAUCUUUUCGCUGGGCUCCAUUUCUUGCACUACAGAAAUCUAACUCUUUCUUGACGAUGCUUCUACUGCUAUCAAAAUACAGAAUGAAGAGUAUUCCUGUGGUUGAUUUAGGGGAAGCAAAGAUUGACAACAUCAUCACGCAAUCCGCUGUUAUUCACAUGCUGGAAGAAUGUUCUGGACUUCAUUGGUUUGAAAGCUGGGGAUCCAAAAAACUAUUUGAACUUGGUCUGCCACUAAUGAAAUCUAGUCAGAUUAUUAAGGUGUGCGAGGAUGAGCCUGUGCUGCAAGCAUUUAAACUAAUGAGACAAAAGGGAGUUGGAGGGCUACCGGUGGUUCGAAGUGGUGGAAAUAAGGCAAUUGGUAAUAUAAGCAUCAGUGAUAUCCAGUUCCUUCUCAUUGCUCCUGGAAUCUACAACGAAUACAGGUCUAUUACAGCCAAGAACUUCUUGACAGCAAUUAGACGCUAUCUAGAGGAGCAUCAGAAAGAGUCGCCAUUGUUGAGCGGCAUGGUUACAUGCCGGAGAGAUGAGACGCUGAAAGAAGUUAUCGUUAAACUCGAUUCGAUGAAGAUCCAUCGGAUUUAUGUAGUGGAUGAGACUGGGUCUAACUUGAGCAGUGCCUUUUUUGAGAGAAGGGGUCAAGGAGCCAACAGAGAGCCAAUUCACAGCUUCUUCGUAUUGGACAUGGGCCUCAGCUGUUUGAAGAAUUGUAACUUGGACAGACUACAUGAUGGAGAAUCACUCCCCGCCUAA